Molecule: messenger RNA, 1610 nt
Organism: Tetranychus urticae (two-spotted spider mite)
Lineage: Eukaryota; Metazoa; Arthropoda; Arachnida; Trombidiformes; Tetranychidae
Product: isovaleryl-CoA dehydrogenase, mitochondrial
Biological process (GO): L-leucine catabolic process
Cellular component (GO): mitochondrion
Molecular function (GO): flavin adenine dinucleotide binding; 3-methylbutanoyl-CoA dehydrogenase activity
Source: RefSeq, a predicted model, not a curated record
GUCCUAUUGAGAAAAAGCUUUUAUCAAUCAAUUAGCUCUGCGAUAAGAUGCUUAUCUUUUCUUUUUUUUCCGAAACUCAUCAGUGAUAAUAAGUUAUCUGAAAAUUGGUUCAUCACAGAAAGUAGAUAUGAGAAUUGAAGUCUCCUUGAAUGUAUCACAGUUUAUGACUUGAACUCACUCUUCCUUAUUGUCUAGCCAUUUAACAAUUUGCCAUAUUUAAUUAUAUUUUUUAAAUUUGUGUCACCAUGUUAUCUCGAUUCAGCACCGGAUUACAAUGCCUUGGACGACGAUUGACCUCCAUAUCAUCUCAACGUUUUUCUACUGAUUCUAUCUCGGAUCACUCAAGUGCUAUUAAUGGUUUAACUCCUGAUCAGGCAGAGUUACGGUCAUCAGUGAGGAAAUUUUUAGACAAAGAGUUGCCACUUGAUUUGGUUGGAAAGAUUGACAAAGAUGGACAUUAUCCUGGAUUUCGGGAUUUUUUUAAAAAACUUGGUUCAAUGGGACUUCUAGGGCCAACUGUUUCCAGGGAGUAUGGUGGACUUGAUUUAACCUAUCUUGAUCAUUGUAUAAUCAUGGAAGAGAUAAGCAGAUCCAGUGCUGCUCUUGGACUUUCCUAUGGAGCUCACACAAACCUGUGUAUAAAUCAAAUAUUUGUUAAUGGAAAUGAAGAACAAAAAGCUAAAUACUUACCUGGAUUAAUUGAUGGAUCCAAGAUUGGCUCUUUAGCCAUGUCUGAGACUGGUGCUGGAAGUGAUGUUGUGUCAAUGAAGACAAAAGCCGAGAAAAAAGGUGACUAUUAUGUGAUUAAUGGAAGCAAAUUUUGGAUUACCAAUGGUGCUGAAGCUGAUGUUGUUUUCCUGUAUGCUAGAACAAGUGAUAAAGGAAUCACUGCCUUUAUCAUUGAGAAAGGAAUGGAAGGAUUCUCGCUUGGACAACAAAUUGAUAAACUUGGAAUGAGAGGAUCGCCAACAACCGAACUACUUUUUCAAGAUUUGAAGGUUCCUGAAAAGAACAUUGUCGGUGGAUUGAACAAUGGAGUCUAUGUAUUAAUGUCAGGUCUUGAUAAGGAAAGGUUGGUUCUAGCUGCUGGUCCUGUUGGUAUCAUGCAAAUGGCCUGUGAAUUAGCUUUUGAUUACACUCAUCAACGAAAUCAAUUUGGCAAACCUAUUGGUACUUUCCAGAUUCUUCAGGCUAAAAUGGCUGAUAUGUAUGUUGCUCUUAGUGUGUCUAGAGCAUAUGUUUAUAAUGUUGCUCGAGCGAUUACAAAUUAUUAUGCUCGAAAAGAUAUCGAUAUCAAAGGACCCUCGCCUUAUACCAAAGAUUGUGCUGGUGUCAUACUUUACACCGGUGAGGCUGGAACUAAGGUUGCUCUUGAUGCUGUUCAGCUUUUAGGAGGCAAUGGAUACGCUAAUGAAUAUCAUGUUGGAAGAUUGGUCAGAGAUGCUAAGCUUUAUGAAAUUGGUGCUGGAACUAGUGAGAUCAGGCGGUGGUUAAUCGGACGUGAAUUGAACAAAGCCUACUUAGGAAAAUAGACAGUUUUUACAGAAAAGUUUUAGACAAAAAACACGAAAAAUGUAAAAUAAAUGAUUAAAGUGAUGAUAUCAGUGUAA